AUGGGAAGGAAUUCGUGUGGUUCGAAGGAAGGCCUCAACAAGGGAGCUUGGACUGCUAAUGAAGACAGACUCUUGAUCACGUACGUCAAUACUCAUGGCGAAGGCAAAUGGACGACCGUUCCAUACAAAGCAGGGCUCAAAAGGUCUGGAAAGAGCUGCAGGCUCCGAUGGCUAAACUAUUUGAGCCCCAAAAUCAAACGUGGAAACUUUUCAGAGGAAGAAAACGACCUCAUCAUCAGGCUUCAUAAGCUCCUCGGCAAUAGGCUAGCUCUCUCUUCCCUAUACUUUCUCGUGAAAUAUCUAUUCCUAUCUUAA
Messenger RNA from Dendrobium catenatum, 315 nucleotides. Its product is annotated as anthocyanin regulatory C1 protein-like. The record is from RefSeq and is a predicted model, not a curated record. Bases 1 to 315 code for a protein of 104 amino acids. NCBI's taxonomy places the organism in Eukaryota, Viridiplantae, Streptophyta, Magnoliopsida, Asparagales, Orchidaceae. The transcript is spliced from 2 exons.